UGGGUUCCAGUGUCGGGGGAAGGCCCUCAGAUUACGAUGGCCCUGAACUAUGAUGGGGGAGAGGUAGUCUGGCUGAAAGUCUGCAUUGAAGGGGGGAGAGAGGAGGAGAUGCGAGGUGACCAGAGGCUGCAGACUGCCAUUUCCGAAGCGCGCGACAGGGCAGAGCGGAGGUGCAGACGAGACGGGGUGACCGUGGGCUUGAGGGUGACGGUCAUCUAUCACGAGAUCGAGUCAUCAACUGGGACCGAGACAAGGGAGGAACAACAUAACGAGAGAGACUCAAGCGGGGAAAGCGAAAUGAGCGAGGCAGACCGAGAGACGGAUCUCAGGUCCUCGAACAGACCCGACGAGAUCCAAAAGCACCACCGAGCCGCGGAGCCGGUGGAAAAGGGACCUGAGGCCAGCUCACGACAGACGACUCCCAGAGGCCGUGGGACUGGAGGAAACCUGAGUAAAG
Messenger RNA from Chara braunii, 457 nucleotides. NCBI's taxonomy places the organism in Eukaryota, Viridiplantae, Streptophyta, Charophyceae, Charales, Characeae. The record is from the annotation of a GenBank genome assembly.